GCUUUACGGCAAAGUCGUAAGGCGAGGAAGAAGGCGGCUGGCGAAGCGGGUUUGCCGGAGGAGACGAGGCCGCCAUGGACCGGAGGAAAAAGCCGCUGGAUGUGGCCGCCUCCUCGUUGGUGGAUCUCAAAGCAGAACUCUUCCGAAAGCAAGAGGAGUUCAAGAAAGAAAAGCUAUUGAAAGAUGCUGGGAUCUUCACAAAGCCCAAAACUUCUAAUAAGAAGCCAAACAUUUGGAACAAACAAAACACCGGAGUCGCAAAUCGAGCUGAGAAAGAUGUUGAGCAAAAGGCAGAAGAGGAGCAAAUAUUAGAUAAAUCAAGGAAGAAACUAGAAGAGAAAGCAAAGCUGUAUGAGAAGAUGACAAAAGGCGACUUUCCAGAUGAAGAAACUGAGGAUUUGUACCUAGUGGAUUUCACUCAGAAGAUCAUAGACAAACAGCAUGAAGUACAGGAACUGUAUCAGAGCGAAGCUGCUAAAAAGACUUUGGAAAAAGAGACAGAUGAUGAGGAAACUCCAGAAACAGAAAUACCACCACCCGAGGACCCGGAUGAAGAAUGGGUUGAUUAUGUUGAUUUCUUGGGCCGAUCUCGACGCUGUAUGAAGAAGGAUUUGCCAAGUCUUCUUAAAAUGGAUCAGGAACUUCAAGGAAAAAGACAAGGUCUUGAUGGGAAUACUCUGUUAUCUGAAGACAUGAGAAGAGAACUUCAGAGGCAACAGUGGGAAAAAGAAGAAGAAGAAGCCCUCAGAAAACCCAUGGGACCCAUACAUUAUGAAGACAUUCGAGAAAAUGAGGCCAGACAGCUUGGUGUUGGUUACUUUGCCUUUUCUCGUGACAAAGAACUUAGGCAUAAACAACGAGUAACACUGGAUAUGCUAAGAGAGCAGACACUUGAUCAGAGAACUAAACGUGAACAGUUAAAAGAAAAAAGGAAGGCAGCUCUAGAUGCAAGGCUGUCUAAACUUCGGGCACGGAAGGUUAAGAAGCUAAGGGAAGCUGGACUGGAGGAAGAGGCAGACAAGUUGGAGAAUGGAGAGGUGAAAGGUGUUGCUGAAGAACCAGAAGCUCCGAGAGUUACUGCAGCAAGCAGAAAGGUGGAGGUUGUCAUCCAGGAGAGAAGAGACACCAAGCCUGGCGUGCCUUAUGUGCGAGAGUGGGAUAAAGGCAAAGAACUGAUGUUCGGACAGUGGUCAAAGAAACAGGAAGAACUCAGAGAUGAGCGAGAUCCAGAAUUUGCACCACCUUCUGAUUACUUUAUGGGACCAAAGAAAGAUAACUACAGAAGUCAGAAUUUGAACAGUCCUGAAACUUCCUCUGGAAAACUGGAAACUGAGACAGCACAAAAACAACAGCUGCCAUCAGCACAGGCCAACGGCAGCAGCACUGAAGAUGUGCCACCAUCCAUGCAGGCUGGCAACAGCAAUGUCCAAGAGGGCUCAGCAGCAGCAGCCUGUGGCAGUGUCACUCAAGAUGCACCAUCAUCAUCGGAGGAUGACAGCAGUGAUGAGGAAGAUCCCCUGCCAUCAGCACAGGCUUAUGGCUAUGGUGCACAUGGUGUGCUGCCAUCCAUGCAGGCUUAUGGCUAUGGACCUCAAGAGGCACUUCCAUCAAUGCAGGCUUAUGGCUAUGGCACUCCUGAGGUGCCUUUUCCCAUGCAGGCUUAUGGCUAUGGCACUCAAGGCAUGCCAGCACCCAUGCAGGCUUAUGGCUACACCACUGGGAACAUGCCAUUUCCCAUGCAGGCUUAUGGCUAUGGCACCCAAGAUGUGCCACCACCAAUGCAGGUCUACAGCUGCAGCGCUCACGAUGUGCAGACACCCAUGCAGGCCUGUGGCUGCAGUGCCCAAGAUGUGCCACCACCAAUGCAGGGCUGUGGUUGUAGCAUCCAAGAUGUGUCACCUUCAGUGCAGGCCUGUGGAUGCAGUGCCCAAGAUGUGCCACCUGCAGUGGAGACCUGUGGAUGCAGUGCCCAAGAUGUGCCACCUGCAGUGGAAGCCUGUGGAUGCAGUGACCAAGAAGAUGUGCCACCUUCAGCACAGACUGAGAGCAGUGACACUCAAAGUCAGGAACCACUUUACCAGAGUUUAGAUGAUAUGCUGUCUUACUACAGACAAGUGACUUGAACUGAGCAAAAAGAUACACAAGAAUCAGGAUUUAAAGAACUAUAACUUAAUUAUCUCCUAGGCAAAAAAAGGCUCUGUAAAGCAGUUGAAAAUAAAUAUUGUGGAGACCUAAGCUAUUUUACAGCACAGCUCUACGUAUACCCUGUUGGUUCUUUCUGGUUUUAAUUUUUUUUUACCCUUUUAUUAAAAUUGUGAUGAGAUUUUAUUUUUUUUUUGGAAGUACUUAUUUUAAUACAUACUUAAUUUUACCCCCUUGCCUCUUACAUCUGAACUUGGGAGUAUAUUAAGGCUUUCUUUCAAAAGU
Calypte anna (Anna's hummingbird) is the source of this 2427-nucleotide messenger RNA. RefSeq names its product coiled-coil domain containing 174 (gene CCDC174). Gene Ontology annotation, cellular component: nucleus. The coding region runs from base 75 to 2123 and encodes 682 amino acids. The record is from RefSeq and is a predicted model, not a curated record. Lineage: Eukaryota; Metazoa; Chordata; Aves; Apodiformes; Trochilidae. The transcript has 11 exons.